UCUUUCCGUAGGUUUGACAUUGGAAAAAUAUGAGAGAAUGGGUCUCCCUGUAGUUUUCACAAAAGAUAAACUCAAACUUCUUCUUCUCUUCCUUGCAGAAAUUUCCAUGGCAACUGUUGCAGGAAUGGCUAGGUUUUUGACCGUAACCAAGAAAAAGACAACACCAGAAAUAGAAUUGCCUUCAACUUCAAGAAUGGAUGCCGCUGUAAAAUUUCCUAUUCAAAUACCUUUCCUUAUCAGUUUACUCUUAUUUUAGGUGUGUAUUCCUUCAUCAAAAAGGGGAAAUUCUAAACCCAUCCCACCCAUGAAUUUUGAAUUUUGGAGGAUUUUCAAUUCCCAUAAGUUAUGGAGAUGGCAGCGAAAGAGAUGAGAAAAUUUAAGGAAGAAUAAGAUGAGAUUGUCAAGGGAGAACAACAUUAGAAGAGUGAAAGAGAUGAAUGAUAAUACUGCUGCUGCUGCUGCUGCUGCUGCAUAUCCUCUGGGAUGACAUCGAAAGAGAUAAGAGCUUUAAGGAAGAACAAGAUGAGAAUGUCAAGGCAGAAGAAGAAGAUGAAAAUUGAUGAUGCUGCAGCUCAGCCUUAUCUUCCUGAGGAGAUGAAUAUUGAUGCUGCCCCUGCGCCUGCCCCUGCGCCUGCCCCUGCGCCAUAUCUUCCUGAAGAGAUGAAUAUUGAUGCUGCUGCGUUGCCAUAUCUUCCUGAGGAGAUGAAUAUUGAUGCUGCUGCUGCGUCGCCAUAUCUUCCUGAGGAACUAGUAAUAGAAAACAUUCUCACCAGAUUACCUUUUCGGACUCUAGCUCAAUACAGCUGCAUCAGUAAGUUAUGGUGCAAUUCAAUUUCAAAUGAUGCACAGUUUGCUAAGACUCACUUUGCUCACAACAAAAAUCGUAAGUUAAAUCUAGUCUUCAAUUUACUUAAUGUAUGGACUUCUAAAGGAGGAGCUGCUUUUUUCAGUCUAGACAGUGAUUACAAAUUUAGAUUAUUAAUGAACGUAGAAAACCAAAGCAGAGCUGAACUAGUAGGUUACUGUAAUGGGUUUGCUUGUAUUACACUAGUUCGUAAAAAAGGGUCUGGUCGUAAUUUUGUGAAUAUCAUCAACCCUAUCAGGAGGGAAAUACUUUCUCUCCCCUAUACGUAUCCUAAGGAUGGAGGGGAAUGCCAAUAUUUAUGUCAUGGUUUUGGUUUUGAUUCAUCAACAGACGAAUACAAGGUUGUAAUCAUUUUUACUUCCAAAGACAUUGAGGAGUACUUUAUAAGUAUGGUCUUUACUUUGGGUACUAGAUCAUGGAGAAAGAGUGUUACAAGUGUUGCUCAAAUCUCCCCGCCACCAGGUUGUUCUCCUUUUCCUAGUCGAUUGGUAACACGCAGAGCAGCCACUCUUUGCGGGGGCGAUCUUCUCUGGAAGAUAACUGCUAACAGUGCAGUAGAAGAAGAGGCGACAGUCGUUGCUAAUAAUCAUACUGAAGAAGUUCGUGAUAAUAAUAAUAGGAUUGGCAUGUUGCUCUCGUUCGACAUUCACAAGGAGAAGAUUCAGUUCAUUCGACUCCCGGAUGAAUGUAAUUUGACGGCCCCAAUGCCGACAACAAUGAAUGUAGUAGUUGAACAUCAUCUUCUGGAGCAUAAAGGUCAAAGGAUAUCCUUGUGUUGCACAGUCCGAAAAGGCAAUGGCCUGUUGUUGCCGUGAUGGUCAGAGCAGUUUUUGUUCUGGCUGUUGUCGCUUUAUGGUUCAACUGUAUUUAUUGGAGGACAAGGAAAAGCAGGUGUGGAUCAAGGGGGAGAGUUAUGGUGUUCAAGUUAGCGAUCUAGGUUCACCACCAGCUCCCUUUUGUUGUUACUUUGAUACUACUGCUACUACUACUGCGAGAUAUCCUACGCAAAUUCUGAGCGUCUCCGAUCAGGUAUUACUGCAUUGGUUUGAUGGAAAAUGUCUUAAAAUUUACAAUUUGCAGACAAAACAUGUCGAUGUGGUAGGAUCCUCUUCCUGCUGUGAUGAGCAAAGUAGUUUACUUUUUGAUAUUAAGAUGUAUGGAUUUCCCCCCUUCAAUGGUAUUGGCAAUGAUGGUUAUAGUUAUCGCCUGUACGCGGAUUGACAGCUGCACGUUCAAGCUGAAAGCAUCCUUUCUCUGAAAACUUUCAUUCCUGCAGGAGGAGAAACUAGAAGGUACUAUGAUACUAAGGUUCCGAAAUAUGAAAAAAAUAAUCCACCUGCUGGAUGGUUGAGUACUGAAAGAGAAUCAGUAAAAUAUCGUGCUUUCUUUUAGGUUGUUUGUACUGCUAUUAUCUGACUGACUUCAGUUAUGGUUGUCUGGUCACUCAACAUUAUUAAGGUUUAUGGCA
Molecule: messenger RNA, 2333 nt
Organism: Papaver somniferum (opium poppy)
Lineage: Eukaryota; Viridiplantae; Streptophyta; Magnoliopsida; Ranunculales; Papaveraceae
Product: F-box protein At1g52495-like
Exons: 2
Coding region: 484-1680 (398 amino acids)
Molecular function (GO): protein binding
Source: RefSeq, a predicted model, not a curated record